Messenger RNA from Thalassophryne amazonica, 1693 nucleotides. RefSeq lists its product as uncharacterized. Gene Ontology annotation, molecular function: transcription coactivator activity. Gene Ontology annotation, cellular component: DUBm complex; SAGA complex. Lineage: Eukaryota; Metazoa; Chordata; Actinopteri; Batrachoidiformes; Batrachoididae. The record is from RefSeq and is a predicted model, not a curated record. Gene Ontology annotation, biological process: regulation of transcription by RNA polymerase II; positive regulation of DNA-templated transcription.
AACAUCCCGGCAGUGCUGCAGGAAGCGCUGUGGUGGGAACCCGUGCAGCGAUCGAUUGCUACUGUCUGAUCUGCGUGAUGUAAAGAUGGAUGCCUGCCGAAAUAUGUUAUAAUCGUGGGAAGUUUUAACUCCCUGCCGGUGUUCGACGUGUAAAUUCCCUCUUCUGGCCGACGCUUGCUGCGCUACAGCAUGACCACAGCAGCGUUGGCUCAUCUAGUAGUUCUGGCAAAUGAAAAUGGAGGAGGUUUCAAUGUCCAGCCUGGACAACAGCAAACUGGAGGGCCUAGCUCAGGACAUCCUGUCUGACUUGGUGGAAGAUGCGUGUCUAGGUCUUUGCUUCGAGGUCCACCGGGCCGUCAAGCAGGGUUACUUCUUCCUGGAUGACACGGACCAAGAAAGCAUGAGGGACUUUGAAAUUGUGGACCAGCCGGUGGAUGUGUUUGGCCAGGUGUACAACCAGUGGAAAAACAAAGAGUGUGUAUGUCCCAACUGCAGUCGAAGUAUCGCUGCCUCGCGCUUUGCACCACUGGAGAAAUGUUUGGGCAUGGCGAACAGCAGCCGCAUAGCCAACCGCAGAAUAGUCACUGGUAACAACACCAGUAACAAGUCAGAGAGUGACCAAGAGGACAAUGACGACGUCAACGAUAAUGACUGGUCUUAUGGGGCAGAAAAGAAAGCCAAGAAAAGGAAAUCUGAUAAGAAUCCAAACUCACCCAGAAGAUCCAAAUCAUUCAAGCAUAAGAGCAGCAUGAUGGGCCCUCGACGUCGUUUGGACAACCAGGAAAGUCCUCGCAUGCUGAUGAAAGAUGAGGCAUUCCCUCAGUAACGCACUCAGCCACAAACACAUUCGUGUCGUACUGUGUGUUGACAGACGCACACACCGGGGGAGGAGGAGAGGGGGGAGACCAACCAACCAACCAACACAUCACCAUUGGUUCUUUGUGGUGUUUAAAUCAAUGGACUUCGAUGUUCUAGGUGGUGUUUAUGGUGUUUGCUACUCUGCAGAAGCAGUCCAGACCUCCCACUGUAUACUUGACAGAUUUUUGUUUUCCUUUUUACAAAAUCAUUGUACAAUAUUCUUAAGUUUUUUUUUUUUUAAUUAUUAUUUGCUGGAGUCCAAAAAUCAUAUCACUUCACCAACAAGCAAGCAAGUCCAUUCCGGGUGUAAUUCAUGCAGUGGCCACGUGGGGCAGUGCAAAGCAUUCUUACAAGGUCUGGUUACAUGUGCACGUAUCGUUUCUUAAAAUACAGCGACUAUUCAGCGUCGGCUGUACUUGUUGAACAGUAACGUGAGAGCAUCACAUCAGCUUUGGGACAAUCAUCACGAAUGGUUCGUCUUUUUCAUAUUCACCGUCAGGCUCGUCGUCCUCCAGCUGAAUUGCAAAACAGUUCGUGAAGCAGCAAAUCGAGAUUGUUGUUCACUUGUGGAAACACGCUUUGAAAUGUUCAGUGAAUGAACGCCUAAUUAUACAAGCAGCUAUUUGCUGCAGAAAGCAAGGGUCUCUCUUUUUUGUGGCUAGAUCAUGUUGUUUUCUAGCAUUUAAAUCUCUUUGUAUCAUUGGUUUACAUUGUAAAGGGUUACAUAUAUCCUUGGUGUGAUGUGAUAGUGUAAAUAUUCCAAUAGUUGAAUUGCUGCUAUCAUGGCUCAGUUUGUUUCAUCUGUUUAGCAUAAUAAAUGAUUUGUUACCUGUUU